CCCACCCUGUGUUUCCUGCUGCAGAUGUGGCGGCUUGGCGCUGCACAUGUCACCCUGCAGGAGGAGAGCGGACAGAGAUGCUCGGGGGGCUGGCGCUGCUCGCUGGGUUAGCCCUGCUACAUAAUGCCGGGGCCAAAACCGUGCAUGGGAGCUUUGACAGUGCCCUGGCUUGGCAUAGCCGGGGGCAGCACAUUGUCACCUUCCUGUUCCAUGGAGACCAGGCUGUUCUCUGUGUUAGAAUUACUAAUGUUGCUGCUGCUGCUGGGAAAGAUGCCACUCUUUACCUUUAUCAGAACGAGCAAUGUCUGAAGAUGCACGGCAGCAUGGAGGAAUACAGCUGUACAGAGAAGUUGUCACUUGCACAAGUAUUAAUACCCUUGAAUCAAACAGAAUAUAACUACACUUUACCCCAGAUUGUGUAUCCAAAAGCAUGGUACGCAAUUUAUGCAGACAAAUACACAUGUCUUAUGAGCUAUGAAGACCCUAAAUCAGAUGAUAUCACAUAUGAAGUCACUUUAUUGAAUCCUGAUGCUGCAGGAAAUCCGUUUGAUCACUUUGGAGCUGAUGAAUCAGGAUUACAUGAAUUUUAUUUCCUGCUUGUGCUGGUGUACUUUGUGGCUGCUUGUAUUUAUAUCCAAGCUCUUUGGCAGACGAUUAAGAAAGGAGGUCCGAUGCACACCGUUCUUAAAGUUUUGUCAAUUGCAUUGUUGUUGCAGGCUGUGUCCGCUUUGGCAAAUUAUAUACAUUUCUCAAGGUAUGCAAGAGAUGGCAAAGGAGUACCUUUCAUUGGAGGUUUUGCUGAAUUGUGUGACAUCGCGUCAGAGGUGCAGAUGCUAUACUUGCUGCUAAGCCUGUGUAUGGGUUGGACUCUCAGCAGAAUGAAGAAGUCUCAGGCAAAGCCCCUCCAAUGGGAUUCUACCCCUACAUCCACUGGCUUUGCUGUUGUGGCUGUCACUGCACAGGUUAUCUUGUUAGUCUGGGAGCAGUUUGAGGAGAAUGAACAUCACAGUUUCCAUGCCCAUCUGAGCUUGGCAGGAACCCUUCUGAUUGCUUUGAAAAUUUGCCUUGCAAUGUCUUUGGCUUUUGGGCUGUAUCAGAUAAUCCGCUUGGAGCGGAGCACUAUGAAGAGGCAGUUCUAUAUCACCUUUUCAAAAGGUUGCUUCUUGUGGUUUUUGUGCCACCCAUGCUUUGUAGUCAUUUCUUACUUGUUCAAAGAGUAUCAAAGAGAAAAGGUGAUCACUGUUGGCGUUGUCCUGUCUCAGUCACUCUCUAUGGUUAUCCUUUAUAGACUUUUCUUGUCACAUAGUCUGUAUUGGGAGGUAUCCUCUCUUUCAUCUGUGACUCUUCCCCUAACUGUGGCAUCAGGGCACAGAAGUCGCUAUUACUCUUGAUACCAUGAGCAGGGAUGUCUUAACAGUCAUGGAAUUGCACUGCAGAUAGACAAAGACCACUAAUGUGCUCCUCAGCGCUUGAGACAUUUGUGCUUUUUCAAAUGUCAGAGGAAAUAUCUGGUGUUAGGAUAGCAACGUGGUGCUGAAAAGCAUUCUGUUUGAAGAAAUUUAAGCCGGGAUUGUGCUCUCCCAAAAUAAGCCAAGUACACUUAUUCUCAAUUGAAAAAAAUAUCAUUGGGUGUUUGUGAAAGCAUGUAGCAUAAAGGCUAAAUUUUUCCUUGUAACCACCAAAUUAAUUUUCAUGUCACAUCUACACAGGGAGCAGUUAAACAAAAAUAGUUCAAGAGAACAGACCUACAUUUCAAAAUCCAAUUACAUUUCAUAGUUCUGGACCAGGUAACAUUUUUGGGCCUUGAGUAUGAACUGUGUUACCAAACCAAUUAAAUUAAAUGUCAUUGUAUGCAUUGAGAUAUAUAUGUGAGUAUGAGUGUAUGUAUUUUAUUCUGUUAUUGAUUUUGUUUUUCUAGUUUUAAAGUAAAAAGUGAGGAGUUUUUGUACAAGUCUAAACAUUUUAUCUAAGCCAUAUGCAUUAAUAUAAAACUACAUGAUCGAGAUUUAAGGUUUAUGGUACAGCAAUAAAGGUUGUACAGAAAGGUA
This is a messenger RNA of Pelobates fuscus (common spadefoot toad), 2048 nucleotides long. RefSeq names its product G protein-coupled receptor 180 (gene GPR180). The transcript is spliced from 9 exons. Lineage: Eukaryota; Metazoa; Chordata; Amphibia; Anura; Pelobatidae. The record is from RefSeq and is a predicted model, not a curated record. The coding region runs from base 78 to 1391 and encodes 437 amino acids. Gene Ontology annotation, biological process: response to pheromone; G protein-coupled receptor signaling pathway.